This is a messenger RNA of Musa acuminata AAA Group (dessert banana), 2981 nucleotides long. Its product is annotated as sucrose synthase 1. Bases 285 to 2735 code for a protein of 816 amino acids. Gene Ontology annotation, biological process: sucrose metabolic process. The transcript has 16 exons. NCBI's taxonomy places the organism in Eukaryota, Viridiplantae, Streptophyta, Magnoliopsida, Zingiberales, Musaceae. The record is from RefSeq and is a predicted model, not a curated record. Gene Ontology annotation, molecular function: sucrose synthase activity.
CUUUUUCUUUGCGCCUACCCCAAAUCUCUCCACCAUUUAUUUUCCUUACCAAAUCUAGUCUUGAGAAGCUCAGAUCAUUGCUUCCUUUUCUUGUCUGAUCUUUGUCAACCCUACUCUUAAUCCAAGAACAGAGCCAAGGCAAACCCUAUACUUGCUCUUUUCCUUAUCAUAAGCCAGAAUCUUAUGGUCAAAGAACAUCCUUUGGACUAGAUCCUUUGGGACUCAACUACGGUUCUUGCAGCUUGGUGAGUUCUAAAGGCUUAGAUAAGGUGCAGAGACAAGCCAUGGCUGGGCGCACUCUGACUCGUGUUCUUAGUGUUAAGGAGCGUCUCAGUGGUACCCUCUCCGCCAGUCCUAAUGAAUUGCUUGCUGUUUUCUCAAGGUAUGUUAACCAGGGAAAGGGGAUGCUGCAACGGCAUCAGUUGCUUGCCGAGUUUGAAGCAGCAUUCUCUGAAGAUGAGAAGGAAAAACUGAAAGGUGGAGUCUUUGAAGAUGUUCUGAGAGCUGCACAGGAAGCUAUAGUUGUACCUCCACUCGUCGCUCUUGCGAUUCGACCAAGGCCUGGUGUCUGGGAAUAUGUCCAAGUGAAUGUGAACGAGCUUGUUGUGGGGGAGUUAAGUGCAUCUGAGUACCUGCAAUUCAAGGAAAAACUAGCGAAUGGAGAAUCCGAAAGUAACUUUGCGCUGGAAUUGGAUUUUGAGCCCUUCAAUGCCUCUUUUCCGCGUCCUUCACUGUCAAAAUCCAUUGGCAACGGAGUGCAGUUUCUGAACCGUCACCUCUCUUCGAAGUUGUUUGUUGACAAAGAAAGCAUGUAUCCAUUGCUUGAAUUUCUACGGACACACAGUUAUAAGGGAACGGUGAUGAUGCUCAAUGAUAAACUACAAAGUCCUCGUGCCCUCCAAUCUGCACUGAGGAAGGCAGAGCAAUAUCUACUGAGCAUUCCUGCUGAUACUCCAUACUCAGAGUUCAACAAUAGGUUUCAAGAGCUUGGAUUUGAGAAGGGCUGGGGUGACACAGUUCAGCGUGUACUCGAAACAAUGCAUCUCCUCCUUGAUCUUCUUGAGGCGCCUGAUCCCUGCACCCUGGAGAAGUUCCUCGGAACAAUUCCAAUGGUCUUCAAUGUUGUCAUCCUCUCCCCACAUGGAUACUUUGCCCAAGCUAAUGUUUUGGGGUACCCUGAUACUGGCGGCCAGGUUGUCUAUAUUCUUGAUCAAGUUCGCGCAUUGGAGAAUGAGAUGCUUCUUAGGAUAAAGCAGCAGGGGCUUGAUAUCACUCCUCGCAUUCUCAUUGUUACUAGAUUGCUUCCUGAUGCAGUAGGGACUACCUGCGGCGAGCGCCUCGAACAGGUCGAUGGGACACAGCACACGAGCAUUCUUCGGGUUCCUUUUCGAAACGAAAAGGGGAUCCUUCGGAAAUGGAUCUCGCGUUUUGAUGUAUGGCCUUAUCUAGAGACUUACACUGAGGAUGUCGCAAAAGAACUUGCUGAGGAGCUGCAGGCAACUCCGGAUUUGAUCAUUGGAAACUAUAGUGAUGGAAAUCUAGUAGCAUCUUUGCUUGCACAUAAACUGGGUGUCACUCAGUGCACCAUCGCCCAUGCCUUGGAGAAGACGAAGUAUCCAAACUCCGAUAUCUACUGGAAAAAGUUCGAUGAUCAAUACCACUUCUCUUGCCAAUUCACAGCUGAUUUGUUCGCCAUGAAUCAUACUGAUUUCAUCAUCACUAGUACCUUCCAAGAGAUUGCUGGAAGCAAGGACACGGUGGGACAGUACGAGUCUCACACUGCAUUCACACUUCCUGGACUCUACCGCGUGGUACAUGGAAUCAAUGUAUUUGAUCCCAAGUUCAACAUUGUUUCACCUGGAGCCGAUAUGUCAGUCUACUUCCCUCACGUUGAGGUGGACAAAAGACUCACCCACUUCCAUCCUGAAAUCGAGGAGCUACUUUUCAGCUCUGUUGAGAAUGAUGAGCACAAGUUUGUGCUGAAUGACCGAAACAAACCCAUCAUUUUCUCGAUGGCAAGGCUGGACCGUGUUAAGAACCUGACGGGUCUCGUAGAGCUAUAUGGCAGGAAUGCGAGGUUGAGGGAACUAGCAAACCUUGUUGUGGUGGCAGGCGACCAUGGCAAAGAAUCGAAGGAUAUCGAGGAACUAGCAGAGAGGAAGAAGAUGUUCGGUCUCAUCGAGGAGUACAACUUGAAUGGCCAGAUCAGGUGGAUCUCUGCGCAGAUGGACAGAGUCCGCAACGGGGAGCUCUACCGAUACAUUGCUGACACUAAAGGAGCUUUUGUGCAGCCUGCUUUGUACGAAGCUUUCGGGCUCACGGUGGUGGAAGCCAUGACCUGUGGCUUGCCCACAUUUGCGACUGGUUAUGGAGGUCCUGCAGAGAUCAUUGUUCACGGGGUUUCUGGCUUCCACAUCGAUCCUUAUCAGAAGGACAAAGCCGCCGAAAUCCUGGUUGGCUUCUUCGAGAAGUGCAAGGAGGAUCCCACCCACUGGGAUAAGAUCUCGCAGGGAGGACUGCAGAGGAUCUACGAGAAGUACACUUGGAAGCUGUACUCCGAGAGGCUGAUGACAUUGGCUGGUGUGUAUGGAUUCUGGAAGCAUGUCUCCAACCUCGAGAGACGCGAGACUCGUCGUUACCUCGAGAUGUUUUAUGCUCUCAAAUAUCGUAAAUUGGCUGCUUCUGUUCCUCUGGCUGUCGAUGCGGAGAGCACUGUCGAUGGACAGAAUGUUUGAAGCUGCUGCUGCUGAAGAGAGCUUCGAAGAUGGACCCAACUGAUGUCGGACAGAGUGAUUUGCUGUGUGUUUGUUUAGAGAUGCAUUAAUAAGAUGUGAGGCCAUUCUCUUUCAUGUCAUCAAGACAAGAGUUCAUGUCAUUCCAAUUGUGGGGCAUUUUCUUCCUUUUUUAGAUGUAAUUCUACCUUGUAAGGUUCAAGGACAAAGUUCCUGCAAUAAAAUUUGUGCUUUGUUUGUGUUGCUUCA